UAAUUAACAGAUAAUUCUGUACACUUUUCUUGGGCCGAAUAAUAGCCCAAUGGGCUAAACGGCUUAUUUUGAAAAUACCCAAGGCGACGCGAGAAACCUAACUUACUCCGGCCGAACGAAAUCGAAGAAGAGAGAGAGAAAGAGAGUGAGAGUGACGGCGAGGAAGAAGAGAAAUGUGGUUCGCCGGCGGUGGUGGUGGACUGAGGAAGCUCUGCAGAGCGUCGGCUAUUUUCGAUAAUGAGAUAAGUUAUAACUCUUUGUUGGUGAGAUACAUGUCCAGAGAACGAGCUGUGAACGUCCGGAAGAUAAACCCUAAAGUUCCGAUCCAAGAAGCUUACGCCAUUUCUAAUUCUCUCUACGAUCUCUUUAAGCUACAUGGUCCUCUCUCCGUUCCCAACACUUGGCUCCGCGCUCAGGAAGCUGGGGUUAGUGGACUGAAUAGCAAAACACAUAUGAAGCUAUUGUUGAAAUGGAUGAGAGGGAAAAAGAUGCUCAAGUUAAUCUGCAACCAAGUUGGUUCCUCCAAAAAGUUUUUCCACACUGUUUUACCUGAAGAUCCUCUACAAGAACAACCGGCUGCUCCGAUUGAGAACAAGAAACAAGCCGUCAAGAAGAAACGAAGCAAAUAAGGAAACUGGAGAGAGCAAAUCUCUGUGGACAAUAUUUUGUUUGUUUCUGUCUCCAAGGGAAUGAAUUGUUUGAAUCUGUUUCUAGUCUCAGAGAAAACGUUUUUUAGUUGCUGGUGUAGAAAUUCUUGAGAAAGUCAGGAGGACUUACCUUGAUCUAUGAAACUCCUUUCCCUUCAAUAAAAGAGGAUCAGUUACCUCUGCACAAGUAACCACCAAUAUUACUUUACUAACACUCACGACGAGUUUUUUUGGAAGUUGCAUAUUUUCAAUUUGAUCUCAUUG
Arabidopsis thaliana (thale cress) is the source of this 911-nucleotide messenger RNA. Its product is annotated as tumor necrosis factor receptor family protein. The record is from RefSeq and is marked reviewed. The transcript is spliced from 2 exons. The coding region runs from base 174 to 629 and encodes 151 amino acids. NCBI's taxonomy places the organism in Eukaryota, Viridiplantae, Streptophyta, Magnoliopsida, Brassicales, Brassicaceae.